This is a messenger RNA of Macrosiphum euphorbiae (potato aphid), 516 nucleotides long. Lineage: Eukaryota; Metazoa; Arthropoda; Insecta; Hemiptera; Aphididae. The record is from the annotation of a GenBank genome assembly.
AUGUUAUCCUACGAAAUAAUAAACCAAGAAGAUACUGCUAUAAUAAGAGAAGUCUACGACAAUGAUAACUCGCAAGAAAUGUUUGAGCAGGAACUGGACAAUGCCCUAGAGGCUGGCUACAAGUAUAUUAUUAUCGAACCAACUCAGCUAGCUGAUGAAACUGUGAGAUGGAUUACUGUUGGCAAUUUUCUUUCUCAAACAGCUAUCAUAUCUAGUGCUUUGUCUGCAGGAACAGCUUAUUUUUGGACUUCCAAGCCAUUUGUAUAUGGCCCUUUGUGUAUGGCUUCAUUUGUGUGCACUGGACUGUAUAUGAUCUCGUGGCAGUUUGAUCCAUGCUGCAAGUAUCAGGUGCACAAGGACCCAAGAUUGAAAUCACUCCAAAAAGAAGACAACACUCCAUCAUUGCCAGUGGUUAUAGAACGUGGCAGCGAUACCAAAAGGAAAAUUGUACACACAUCAGUAACAGUUGUGUCAACUGCAUAUUGUAUUUGGAAGCUGUACGAAUAUUGCAAAUAA